AGGCAAGUUGGAGCUAGGCUCGAAAUGGGAGAUGAGGUAGUGCAAGCUGCUUUGGUCCUCUUUCAUCGCCAGAACACUUUCCUCUAUUUCCGACAUGUCCUUCCAAAUCACGUCUUUGUCGAUCCUCAAAUUCCACUCGAUAUUGUCAAUUCAAUUGUUCGAUUCAGUUAUAAAGUAAGUUCUGGUGAGUUGAAAGGCUUUCUUGCGAAAUAUGUCACACAAUUGCACAAUGGCUUUAUCACAGAAGAAUUGCUUGCCUGUGAUACAAUUUCCCCUCACUUCGAAAAAGGCAUCUAUGAGGUUCAUGAUAAUAUACAGCUCUUAUGUCACACCUUCACCUUAGCUUCAAUGCGGCCUGACACGUACAAGAACAAAAAAGUCUCUGCAUCUGCCGACAUGCAAAUAAAUGAACCAGCCCUAGUCGAAGAAAAAAACAAAGAAUACCUUAUGAUGUGUUUAAAGCCUGCCAUUCCUGAUCAGAAACUCCAUAACAACAUCCCUAAGCGUUCAGACACAGUUCCACUAAUCGUCAAGUUCAGCAGUGGCUGUGCUCCCCUUGGCUGCUUCAGCGGCAUUAUCUCUUGUCUUAUCUCACAAUAUUGCUGGCAAGUUAUCAGUAAAGACAACGUUCCCAAAUGUCUUGCCCGCAACAUUGCCUCUCUCCACGACCCAGACCUUCUUGUGAAUGUUGUUCUUGUUGACUUCACCCAACAUCUUGAGAUCCAUAACGACUCUGAUCUCGUCAUUCGCGAUUCACCUGCAGAUAUCUGCAGUCAGGUCUACACAAAGGUGACUGGUGCAAUUGAAAAGGUUUUUGGAAUCAUGCACAUUAGCCAAGAGCAGAUAAAUGUAUCACCUGCCGUUUUUUGUCGCUGUCCAGACCAACAAGAAAGGCACUUUGCCUCAUUUGUACGUUCCAAUGGCAAAUAUUUUCUUUGCUGCGACAAUUCAAAAUCUACAUUUGCACCAAGUGUGGAGCAACUCUUAUGGAUGGGUGUAGGUGGACAACUAGUUGCAAAAAGGCCACGGACUGGGGAUCAACCGGACUUGAUCCAGCCCUCUCACAUUUGCACAGCAGCGUCCUUUUCCUCAUGUACUUUAGAGGAUCGGAGUUUCUGCUGAAAUGAAUACAGCCUCGUACUAGUGCAGAUCAAUAACAAGUGCCUCAUCUAUCCGAAUAGCAGAAGAUACAUUGCCAUUCUCUGUGCAAGCAAGGAUGCCAGUGGUCACGGGGACAGCUACCAUCGCUGGGUGUAUUCUGCUUGGAGGGGGGUGCUUAUGAGAAUGAAAGCCAUAAUUGUGCUCAAGCCUAAGCAAAAAAUUUCACAUUCCCAAUAGUCCUAUACUACUAUCACAAUUUAGAAAAUAUACCUGCACGUGAAGCCAGGGCUGUCAAAAUAAUUUUACCGUCCGUCUUAGCACAAGGUUGUAAACAUCAGUGUAGCUAUUCGCACAUCUUGAAAUCCACAAAAUGUCCAAGGUCGAUUCUAGGAGGAGUAAAAACGGUGUGGUUUUCCUAGCUUCUCUUGCCUAUUGGCUCGCUAACUGCUUGCCCAGAACGCUAGACAGACUGACACAAGUGAUGUUCCCUUCCCCUCGCAUAGUGUGUGUUUUAUGUCAUGUGCACACACGAUGCAUGCGAAUUGCGAAUUCUCAGGAUACUGUCCGAGUUUGUUUACGAGGGCCUGAAAGUCAAGAUUCUCGGAAAAAUGGCAGCCCUGCAUAAAACACUUUUUUAUGAACAUAACACAGAGAAUAUUAAAUUGGAGUAGCUAUGGGAGAACCUUAAUCGCCAGGUCCAAUCUGUUUUCCUUGUUAAAGGCUGAUCCAUACAUAGUUAUUUGCCCAAUAAUUAACACGAUAUUUUACGGAGGUAAAUAGGGUCGGAGGGUUGUAGCCUUAUUUGUCUUUGUACGAAGAGAUUAUGCAUAGUGAUGAGGGCGACAACUUGCAUCCACAAAAAAUAGCAAUACCCAACCAUAGAGCGAGAGACUUUCAAGCUGGGAGCUUAUUCAAUAGCAACCACACACAAAAUAGCACUGAAGUCUUAUUAUACACCAUCUAGUUGUUGAUUUAGUGGCUUUCUGCAUUUAAGAACAAUCAAUAUGAAGCGUUCUCGCUCAUAAAAUGGCAUAGGUUUGUGUAAGUUAACUCUUUUGGUGGGACGUUAUUGUAGAAGAAUUAUUUUCCACUUGGCCAAAGGGCACUUCUUCUUUCACCCCAUUGGGACUUUUUAUCCCUACCACUAAGGCAAACUCUGGGUCUACAUUACUGAAGAUAAUGAAUGAAGAAAUUGCGAAAUUUCGGGUGCUCAAAGAGUACUUAUAGCAACUUUUACGAAAACUAGAGUGUAUUAGAGCGCUGGUAGAUACUCUUUAUAGGGAUAGCACGGGUCAAAUCUCACGUGAUCUGCAUACAAAAUGCAUCAAAACUCGGCGAGAAGGAAGGUUUCAAAAUCACUAUAUGGGCCA
Geodia barretti is the source of this 2471-nucleotide messenger RNA. NCBI's taxonomy places the organism in Eukaryota, Metazoa, Porifera, Demospongiae, Tetractinellida, Geodiidae. The record is from the annotation of a GenBank genome assembly.